AGCCUCUUUACCUUGAGCUUCCAUAGGGAAAGCUUAUUCGAGGUGGAGAGAGCAGGAUAAAAAAGAGCCCCUCACCCUCGUUUGCAAGGGGUUUUGCUCAGAUCCAAGUCAGGCAGUGGGUACUAACAGCGAAGCAACAGGGAAUCCUCAGGGCAGAAGUGAGGGGAUUACAGCAACACUGUGGGACAAUCAGGAUCGGGGGAGCAGAGGGAAAGGCACAGGGGCCAAUGGGGCAUCCUGGAUUAGGGGAUUUCCAAGUGAGGGUUUCAAUUAGGGGUUGGCCCAGGGGCUGAGUGGCAGGGAACAUUCAGGAAAAAGGGACAGGGUUACCUGGACAGGCAGGGAAGGGACUGGGACCAAGGGAGGGGAAUAACUUGAGGGACAGCUUUAAAGGGAGUGUACAACAUAGGGAAAAAAACAACUUGGGGAAGAUGUGGGGGGAUAACAGAAUGAACCAUUUAACAAUAACUUAAUGAAAUAAACACAAAUCGCAACAGGUUCCUGUGUGCUCCACUGCUGUUGGGGUUCCGGGGUGGCCCUUUGUGAUGUGGGACCUGGUGGUGGCCAGAGACCCUUGUGACAUCAGGGAGUUCCGCCAGGGCUGAGGGUCUCCAAGGGGCGCGGAGCCCUGGGGUGCCCAGUUCCAGGAGAGCCGCUCUCUGAAGAGGACGCAGCUCCCUGGCUCUGUCUGUGCCACACGCUGACAGUGAUAGCGGCUGACAGUGACAGACAGCAACAGCGAGGAAGACAAAGGUAACUCCAACUCCCGGUCCCACAGCUCCUUGCCCAGCUGGCUGGAAGCCACCAGCGAGCAGUGGUCAGGGGCAGUGGGCAGCUCAGUCCUGCUGCUUUCACAGACUGAGGAGGAGGAGAGGCUGUUUGACAAAAUGGGCCAAGAUCUUUCCCGGAGGGAAGACAUGGAAGCGACCGACCAGAGAGAAGUUCCAGGAGCCCAAGAAAUGUCCGGGCAGGGAAUGAGGAGCAGCCAAGAGCUGUACCAAAGCCAGAGUCCCACGGAGGCCGAGCCGGCAGCUGCUGCCCCAGCUGGAGAUACUGAGGAGGAGGAGGAGCCCCCUGAGGCUCUCCUGUCCCAAGGGGAAGAUGAGGAUGAUGUCAGCUCCAGUUCCUUGGAGAAGCCACUGGACUCAAUGAAGGAGGAGAAGAACACCCAGACUUGUUCCUCAUCCAGUCACGAGGAGCUGUCCCAGGUCGAAGAGGUCAUCGAGCUCUCUCCAGGGGACAGCAAUAACGAGCCAGAGCUGUCCUCAGUGGAAGAGGCAAUUGAGGACAUCCCAUGGGACAGCACAAGUGACCCGGAGCUGUCCCCAGUGGCAGAGGCCAUCAAGGUUGUUCCAGAGGACAGCACAAGGGACCUGGAGCUGUCCUCAGUGGAAGAGGCCAUCGAGAACGUUCCAGAGGACAGCACAAGUGACCAGGAGCUGUCCUCAGUGGAAGAGGCCAUUGAGAACGUUCCAGAGGACAGCACAAGUGACCAGGAGCUGUCCUCAGUGGAAGAGGCCAUUGAGAACGUUCCAGAGGACAGCACAAGGGAUGAGGAGCUCUCCUCAGUGGAUGAGGACCUGGAGGGCAUUCCAGAGGACAGCUCAAGUGACCAGGAGCUGUCCUCAGUGGAUGAGGACCUGGAGGGCAUUCCAGAGGACAGUGAGAGUGACCAGGAGCUGUCCUCAGUAGAAGAAGACAUCAAGAAAAUACCAGAGCACAGCAUGAGUGACCAGGAGCUGUCCUCAGUGGAAGAGGCCAUCGAGAACAUUCCAGAGGACAGCACAAGUGACCAGGAGCUGUCCUCAGUAGAAGAAGACAUUGAGAAGAUACCAGAGGACAGCAUGAGUAACCAGGAGCUGUCCUCAGUGGAAGAGGACAUUGAGCUCCCUGAAGGGGACAGCACAAGAGAGGAGAAGCUGUCCCCUGUAGUAGAGGACAUCAUGGUCAUUUCCCGGCACAGCCUGACUGCUGAGGAGCAAGUGCUGUCCGGAGGAGAUGUCAUCAGCUGUGCAGAACAUUCAGACUGGGAAGAAUAUCAUGCCCAAAAUGUGUCCAGUGAGAAUGGCAGAAGACCCUCAGGACUCUCCAGCUGGGAAAAUGACAGUGACAUGGGGCUCAUGCAGGAGAACUGGCCUGAGCACGUCAUCUUGGCCAAGCCCCUGUGCCCCGAGGAUGAUGAGUGGGACAAUGUGAGCCUCCUGGAGCUGCCCCCAGAAGACAACCAAGACCAGAAAUGGAAAGUUUUAGUGGCAGAGGGGCUCCCAGUGCCCAUCCCUCGGGAGGCCUGGGCUGAGUGCCCGGCACAGGAGCCGUGCAGCCAAGGGCCGGCGCCUGCCCCGCACAGCCCCCCCAGCCCCUGGCCUGCCCGGCUGGGAGCCCAGGCCCUCCGCGGGCAGCCGGCUGCCCCCGGGAAACGUCCCUCCCGCUUCAGGCGGGCGCUGCGGGCGCUGCGGGGGCUGUUCCGCUGUUCCUGCCUCAGGCCACGGACCGAGGAGUAA
Molecule: messenger RNA, 2501 nt
Organism: Taeniopygia guttata (zebra finch)
Lineage: Eukaryota; Metazoa; Chordata; Aves; Passeriformes; Estrildidae
Source: RefSeq, a predicted model, not a curated record